Xenia sp. Carnegie-2017 is the source of this 684-nucleotide messenger RNA. Its product is annotated as brefeldin A-inhibited guanine nucleotide-exchange protein 1-like. NCBI's taxonomy places the organism in Eukaryota, Metazoa, Cnidaria, Anthozoa, Malacalcyonacea, Xeniidae. The coding region runs from base 1 to 678 and encodes 225 amino acids. The record is from RefSeq and is a predicted model, not a curated record. The transcript is spliced from 5 exons.
AUGAAUCGUGGUAUAAAUGACAGUAAAGAUCUUCCAUCUGAAUAUCUUGAAGCAAUUUAUGAUGAUAUUGCACAGAAUGCUACAUUUGUGCAGACGGAGAGGAUGAUGUUCAAUUCAUUGAUCAUUAAGUGUGUCGUUCAAUUGGAACUUAUCCUAAUGAUCGACAAUGUCCUCUUUUUCCCAAGCACCAGCAAGCGAGAAGAUGAAGAUACUAUGGCUGAAUUACAGGGUCUCAACACUCCUCGACGAACCGCUAAACGAAAACACGACGGAAUGUUUCCACAUCUUACCUCUAACCAGCUGUUUUUGUUUUGUGAAGUGCUGGAGAACUCGUAUAAGUUUGCUAAAAGCUUCAAUUGUAACAACGAGCUGAGGACGGCGCUUUGGAAAGCUGGUUUUAAAGGACAGUCGAAGCCUAAUUUAUUGAAACAAGAGACGUCCAGUUUGGCCUGCCUGUUGAGAAUUCUCUUUCGCAUGUACGAUGACGUUGCGAGAAAGGAAUCAUGGGAAGGCGUCGAGGAAAAGGUGUUGAGGAUCUGCGAUGAAGCUUUGAGGCAGCUUAUUGAAUUACAGUCAGUUGGUCAAAGGGAUGCUUGGACGAGUUUACUAUUGCUUAUGUUUACCAGAAUUCUUCGUUUGAACGAUGAAAGAGUGAGUAGUGAUUUUUUAUAUUCUUAAAUGAUG